GAGAAUUCCUGCAUGGCAGCACCCGGCCCUCACAGCCUCUCCGCUGCUUUUCAGAAACACCUGCAACUCCUGGGCCUGCGGGACUUCCCCUGCGGCCUGGGCAGCUGGAACAAGUCCCGCUUUGUCACAUAUGCAGGCUCCUCAGGGCAGGAGGAGGAGAGGCCGCUGGGUGAGGAGAGCCCUGAAGCGCUGCUGGAGCUGCUGAGCGACCCACACAGCCCCUGGGCCCUGCCACCAGGCUGCAGCCCCGAGGACCAGCGCCUGCGGGAUGUGGCAGUGCUGGCUCCCCAGCUCACCCGUGGCACCCGUGUCCUCCAGCUCUUCAGGUCCCUGCGGAUCGUUGGCAAGGAUGUGGAGGAAGUCGAUGAGGGUCUGUUGCAGUUACAGCGCCUAGAAGAGCUCACACUCUGUGCCAACCAGAUCAGCAGGAUCACCUCAGCUAACCUGCCUCGAACACUGAAGGUCCUGGAGCUCUGCUGCAAUGCCGUGGCUGAUCUGCAGGGCCUGUGUGCUCAGCCUCCUCCAGAGCUGCAGCACCUGGGGCUGGGAUACAACAGGCUGCAUGGCCCUUUGCAGGACAAGCACCUCACUGCAGACUUCUGGCCAAAUCUCAUCUCGCUUGACCUGAGCUUUAAUAACCUAACGGAUCUGUUUGGGCUGGUCUCCCAGCUGUCCAGUCUGAAGAAGCUCCGCAUCCUGGUGCUCCAAGGGAACCCACUGGCUCUCAUUCCCACUUACAGAGGCUUCAUCGUGGACAGUCUGCCCAAGCUUUCCUUCCUUGAUGACAUUCACAUAGGGCUCGACGAGAGGUACCAGUUCCGUGGCUUAUCGAAGCAGCCAGAGCUGAUCAAAAAUGAAGCACAAGUGGUUGUGAGCAUUGGGAAAAUCAAAGGAGUUCCUGAUCCCAGCACACUCCAGGAGCUGGAGAUAGGCUCUGAGGCACCAGUGAUCACCUACAGCUACUGUGUGACUUACAAGUUUGCAGGAGAGGAGACCGAGGAUGUUGUCACUGAGGUAAAAGUUCAUCAGAGUCCUGUGGUGGCCACUCCGGACAUGGACAACUCUGCAUGGGAUGUGAGGGAAAUGAAGGGCCAGCAGGAGUGUGCAGCCAUGGAGGACCCUGCUGCACAUACUGCAAAGGUGUUUGUCACCCCUGGAGAGCCCUGGGCAGACACAAUUGACUGCAGCUACAGGAAAGAGCACACUGCCAAGGAUCUAGUGGGGCUGAAGGACUACCUGCGAGCUGGAACGAUCGUCUCAGUGGUGGAGGAGAAGGUGCUCUGGUGGCCUGUCAGUGCUGACUCAGAGGAAAAUGCAGUAAAAAGUGGGAAGGAAAGACAGGGACUAAAGAAGGAGAGCACCAAGGGUCCUGGGCCCAGAGACAAGCAGAAGAAAAAGAAGAAGAAGGAGAAGCCACGUGAACUUCGCAGUGACCCACCUAUUCGGAGGAUCCUGGGCUCUGAGAGGGUGGCCCUGGAGGCCUUGCUGGCCACUGAGGCACUGGUGGCAACUGUGUGUGACUUCGGGAUCCUUAUCACUGAGCAGCUGCUGCAGUCACCAAGUCAGGAGGAGAAGUUGGACAAGAAAAAAGGCAAAGACAAGAGCAAAAAAACAAAAGCAAAGAAGGAAAGCCAGAAAGCCACAGCGCCUGCCAAAGGAAAAAGGAAAAACAGACGUCCUGCUGAGCAGGAGGAGGAGUGUGGGCUACAGCCGGUGCCGCUGACGGUAGAAUUCCAGGUGCAGCUGCUUCGGUGGCCCACGGCCGGCGCCCAGCACCGGGAUAGCAUGACCGAGGCUGAGGGCAAGGCUCAGUGAUGCGUCCGUAGCCAAAGAGUAAGCAGCAGAGGUCACUGAAAUAAAACCCGCAGGGAUGCUGCCA
This is a messenger RNA of Gallus gallus (chicken), 1879 nucleotides long. RefSeq names its product leucine rich repeat containing 43 (gene LRRC43). The record is from RefSeq and is marked validated. The coding region runs from base 13 to 1815 and encodes 600 amino acids. Lineage: Eukaryota; Metazoa; Chordata; Aves; Galliformes; Phasianidae. Gene Ontology annotation, molecular function: protein binding. The transcript has 12 exons.